AUAAAACGAGAAUAUCAUUGAGAAACAAUGGAACAAAAGUUUGGAAAACAAACCGCGAGACUUGUACUCUUCGAGAUGAUUCGUACAUUUUUAUUUGGAUUUCUCUAUGUCUACGGUCACGCAACAGACAUUGACUUCUCCAAGACUGUUCCCGGUUAUUUCGAUAUAGAUCCGCUUCUACCAUUCGAAUUCCCAUCGAAAUAUGGUGAUGAUGAUGGCAGCAGAAUAGUGGGCGGUAUGGAGUCUAUUCCAAAUUCGAGACCCUACCAGGCAGCUGUUUAUAUUUUUUUUAAUGCUACGCACGGCUCCUUUUGUGGUGGUUCCCUAAUCAACCCGAUGACAAUUCUAACUGCGGCUCAUUGCGUGGAUAAUACCUCAUUGAAUUUGACGAUAGUUCUGGGAGCCCAUUCUCUUCCUUCAAACCCUGCAAACACAACACACAUAUCUACCGGCGACAUCGUGUUGCAUCCCAACUGGACACGUUCAACUUUGAUGAACGACAUCGCUAUCGUAAGGCUGCCUUCUCCUGUAGAAUUAAGUGACCGCAUAAAUACGGUAUUGCUGCCACGAGACGACAGUCACGAUUAUUUAGGCAACACCACCCUCGUAAGUGGUUGGGGUCGACCCGCCGACACUGUAGGAACCAUUUCACCAGUUUUGCGAGAAGUUUCGUCGUUCGUCAUCAGUCAACACGCGUGCAACCUUGCCUAUUUGGGCAUGAUCGACCCGUCACAUAUUUGCAUCUCAGGGGCAUACGGCAGGGGUACUUGUAAUGGCGAUUCGGGAGGACCACUGGUCGUCAACGGAGUUCAGAUAGGCGUGGUGUCUUUUGGCAUUACGUACGGCUGUGAAGUAGGCUGGCCACCCGUAUUCGCUAGGGUAACCUCCUAUUUGGAUUGGAUAGCUCAGAAUUCGGCGAAUGUGACAGCAUACUACUAAUCGUUGAUUGAAAACAUCGAAACCCCGUGGUUCGCGGACAUUAUUUGCAUGUUUUUUCAGUGUUGAUUUUAUUUUUUAUCCAUUUUUAUUCACUAUUUAAUAAAACCAUAUAACAAAAUAAA
This is a messenger RNA of Cylas formicarius (sweet potato weevil), 1061 nucleotides long. Its product is annotated as brachyurin-like. The record is from RefSeq and is a predicted model, not a curated record. The transcript is spliced from 6 exons. Gene Ontology annotation, molecular function: serine-type endopeptidase activity. Gene Ontology annotation, biological process: proteolysis. Bases 28 to 939 code for a protein of 303 amino acids. Lineage: Eukaryota; Metazoa; Arthropoda; Insecta; Coleoptera; Brentidae.